Molecule: messenger RNA, 1406 nt
Organism: Drosophila willistoni
Lineage: Eukaryota; Metazoa; Arthropoda; Insecta; Diptera; Drosophilidae
Gene: Scsalpha2
Product: succinate--CoA ligase [ADP/GDP-forming] subunit alpha, mitochondrial
Exons: 1
Coding region: 200-1255 (351 amino acids)
Biological process (GO): tricarboxylic acid cycle
Cellular component (GO): succinate-CoA ligase complex (ADP-forming); mitochondrion
Molecular function (GO): succinate-CoA ligase (ADP-forming) activity; succinate-CoA ligase (GDP-forming) activity
Source: RefSeq, a predicted model, not a curated record
UACACACUCACAUAUGUAUUCGCUCUCCUAUUCUCUAGAAAUCAAAUCACUUUUCGGUUAUCCUUUUCGAUAAAGAACGUAAAAAAAAAAAAAAUAAAAUAAAAAAAUACAGAUUUAUGUGCAAAAAUACCCCAAAAAUAAAUCCUUUGAAAUUUCCGCUUUUUAUAUAAUAUAUAUAUUCGUCCAUCAUCUACAGAACAUGUCGUCCUUGAUCAAUUGGCGUCGUGGACUCCUGCAGGCUCCCAAUCAUCUGGCCCAGUGGCUAGCGAUGCGACAUCAGGCCGACUAUGCGAAAACCAUUGCCAAUCUAAAGAUCAAGAAGGAGACCAAAGUGAUGAUACAGGGUUUCACGGGCAAACAGGGUACAUUCCAUGCCAAGGCCGCCCAGGAAUACGGAACCAAUAUCGUGGGUGGCGUGUCGCCUUCCAAGGGUGGAACAACGCAUUUGGAUAAGCCCGUUUUCAAGACAGUCAAGGAGGCCGUCAAGGAGCUGAAACCCGAUGCCACUGCCAUCUUUAUACCGCCCAACAAUGCUGGCGAAGGCAUCUGUGCGGCCAUCGAGAAUGAGAUUGGCCUAAUUGUGGCCAUCACGGAGGGCAUACCACAGGUUGAUAUGGUACGGAUUAUGCAGAUGUUGAACUGCCAGGAGAAAUCACGGCUGCUGGGGCCCAAUUGUCCGGGGAUUAUAUCGCCCGAACAAUGCAAAAUCGGUAUCAUGCCAUCGCAUAUACACAAACGCGGCACGGUGGGCAUUGUUUCCCGCUCCGGCACCCUCACCUACGAGGCCGUGCUUCAGACAACAAGUGUCGGCCUCGGUCAAUCGCUGUGCAUCGGCUGUGGCGGCGAUCCCUUCAAUGGCACCAGUUUCAUAGAUGGCCUCAAGAUCUUUCUCGCCGAUCCAGAGACCAAGGGCAUUAUACUAAUUGGUGAAAUUGGCGGAUCCGCCGAAGAAGAUGCCGCGGACUAUCUAAAGGAGCAUAAUUCUGGUUGCAAUGCCAAGCCUGUUGUGUCCUUCAUUGCCGGGCAAUCGGCUCCACCAGGGCGACGAAUGGGUCAUGCCGGAGCCAUUAUAUCGGGCGGCAAGGGUGCUGCCAAGGAUAAAGUCGCUGCCCUGGAGAAGGCUGGUGUCAUUGUGGCCAAGAAUCCCUGUCACAUGGGUCAGUUACUUCACAAUGAAAUGGUUCGCUUGAAGAUCAUCCCAAAACCGAAUGACCCCAAAUCAACCAACGGCAAGACCAACAAAACUGAAAAGUAGAUGAUGAUGAUGGAUAUUUGCUAUACAUACAUACAUAUAUAGGAGGGCAUUUGCAUAUAUAGUUUAUCAAAUUUUCAACUAGAUUUCAUUUUAACAAAGCUGUAGAAAAAUCAGCUAAAUUCAUGAAAUUUAAUAUAUACAAGCCAUAAGA